UCAGGACGAAUAUCGAUUACUGACCAAAACACACAGCUGCUGCCCAUCCAAUCUGCAAUGUGAAAAAGUCUUACGCUACGCUUCAAACAAAAACAGUUUUCCUUCCAACCGACAACCAUAGUUAACAAAAUCUACCCUAGCAUGAUGGCCCUCCUAGCACUGAUUGUAGUUAACACGCUCGUAUUCGCGGCCAGCACACUGCAAAUCGCGACAGCCAAAGGACCGCACCAUCCGCGGGGAGAAUACUCGGCCCGGAGCCGGAAACUGGACGAGCAUUUACACGCCAAGGAUAACCACAUUCAGCAGGACCUGAAACAUUUGUCCCUCGGCGAGGAAGAUCUCGCGAAAAUGUCCGACGAGGAGAAAAAUUUUUACUUCUUCAAACUGCACGAUUCCGAUAACAACGACCACUUGGACGGGUUGGAAAUUUUGCAUGCCGCCACGCAUCACUCGGACGGUCACGUGCACAAGCUGGAGCGGGAAAACGACAACGAAGCGUCGGAAAACUCUGUGAUAGAUGUCAUCGAUGACUUCAUAGCCUACGCCGACUUAGACCAGAAUGGAUUGCUUACUUAUCCGGAAUACAUGAAGGCAAUCAACACGGAUGACUGGAGCAAAGUAGUCGAGACGACUGAACCUUCGGCACUGGAUUCUAGUUAAAUCAGAAAAUAAAAACCGGAUUAAGUGGUGAA
Molecule: messenger RNA, 692 nt
Organism: Wyeomyia smithii (pitcher-plant mosquito)
Lineage: Eukaryota; Metazoa; Arthropoda; Insecta; Diptera; Culicidae
Product: multiple coagulation factor deficiency protein 2 homolog
Exons: 3
Coding region: 142-660 (172 amino acids)
Molecular function (GO): calcium ion binding
Source: RefSeq, a predicted model, not a curated record